Penicillium brasilianum is the source of this 903-nucleotide messenger RNA. NCBI's taxonomy places the organism in Eukaryota, Fungi, Ascomycota, Eurotiomycetes, Eurotiales, Aspergillaceae. The record is from the annotation of a GenBank genome assembly.
AUGACCACCCAACAACUGUUUCCAGACGUGCACUGGGUCUGGGAGGGAGGCAUCUCCUUCGUCUAUGAGGUUCAUCCCAGCAUCGUGGUCAAGGUUCCCAUAAACGACGCAUUUGAAAAAGACCAAUUUCGGAACGAACUCAAGAUUUACGAGAUCCUCUCUCGACAUCCGCCUUGUCCCUCAAUAGUCCGGGGGUUCCUUUACACAGACAACGGCAUUUUCCUCGAGUACAUGCGAGAUGGCCCCCUCUGUUCUAGAAUCCAAAAGAAUCACACUUUCGACCAGCAGACUAAACUCGUCACGAAAGUAGAGAGACUAGAACCUCUCACACUCCGGAAAGAAUGGAUGAAUGACCUAGCUCAAGCCGUCGCUUUUCUUGAAUCGCUCAACCUCGCCCAUGGUGAUCUCCGACCCGAGAACAUCCUAUUAAAUGGCGACCAAUUGAAACUUUCGGACUUUGAUUGCACGGCGGAAAUCGGGACAGAUUUUGAAGCUUGUUCCGCCCCAUACGGAAGAAUACUCAAUAGCAACGAGGAAACCCACCGAGAACGGGGAUCUGGUUUGCUCGGUCCUCGGACAGAAAAAUUCGCCCUAGGUUCGAUCUUCUACUUCAUGAACUAUGGCUCUGAGGUUUAUGGGGAUACACGUCUGACUGAGGAUCCUGAUAAACAUGGGUGCAAGGUUAUUGAUUUACUGCAGAACAUGCAAUUCCCGAAAUUGAAUGGUGAUCCGCUAAUUGACGACAUUAUUCUCAAGUGUUGGCACAACGACUACGUUACCAUUGCGCAGUUGGCCAAUCGUACAGCGAUACUUCUCCCUGAGAGGGUCAAUCCAAACAAUACUGACAACGAAACAAUCUCCGUCCCUCAAUGUCGUACCGACGAGGUCAUAUUACCUGAAUAA